This is a messenger RNA of Neoarius graeffei (lesser salmon catfish), 1249 nucleotides long. RefSeq lists its product as uncharacterized. Bases 1 to 1053 code for a protein of 350 amino acids. The record is from RefSeq and is a predicted model, not a curated record. NCBI's taxonomy places the organism in Eukaryota, Metazoa, Chordata, Actinopteri, Siluriformes, Ariidae. The transcript is spliced from 7 exons.
AUGAGUUCAAAGAGGUUGGCCAGACAGAUCUACACAAAGGAAUGGAAGAGGGCGCGGCGAGAGGUGUUGAAUGUGCGAGCACUGGUGCGUGCCCAGCUGGAUGCAGGAGAUGCAGCAAACAGGGCAGAGGAGUCUGCGCGAGAUGCAGCAAGCAGGGAAGAGCAGGCUGCGCGAGAUGCAGCAAGGACAGGCCAGGCUCUGCAAGAAGCAGAGCAACAACAUAAUGGACCUCAACACAUGCCAGAGAUACAACCGGGGGAGACUGAAGAACAGCCUGAGUUCAUGGCAGAGACAACAAGUUCGGUCAGCAGCUCGGAGCAGGACAGCAGCAGUCCCUCAACCCAUGUCAGUCCAGCACCCAGCCGUCGGACAUUGGAAGAAUCGUACAUUGAGGAACAAACAUCAUCCGACCCAGUUGAGGGAAUGACCCAUGGCGAAGAGGAGGGGGCUUCAGGCAUGGCUGCCGUAAUAAGGCUCCUGGAGGAACGAAAGAGGCUCCUAUUGAGGACGACGGAUGACACAAAAAGAACCAUGGAAGAGCACAUGGGGCGAAUGACUAGGAGAAUGGAGGCUAUGGAGAGGAGGAUGGAGGCUAUGGAAAGGAGGAUGGAGGCUAUGGAAAGGAGGAUGGAGGGUAUGGAGGGGAAGUCAGAGACAUUGGAGGCUGCUGUGGUCUCGAACCCGCCUCAGCCUCCUCUGCAGGAAGAUGUGCUGUUGGGCCUAUGCAGCACAGUGGAGGAGCUAGACAGGAGUCUGGCUCAACCAGAAAGAAGGAACCAAAUGAAACGUUUCCUUGAAAGCCUGGGAGGGGCGAAUCCGGGGACAGCCAUUCGUCGCAUUCUACGCCAGGUGGCUACCAACAAUGUCCUGGCGCAGUACAGCCUGAGGGGGAGGAGAGCAAAAAAGCCUUUCCAGAACUUAACCCUUUGCAAAAUUAUAACGGAGGCCUGCAUGCAGAACUUCCCUGGCAAGAAGGUAGCUGAUAUUGAGGAGUGCAUUGGGCAUGCACUGAAGUUUGCACCACACAGACGGUCAGCUGGUCCUCAAGAUUGAAGACGUACACCAACUUCUAUGCACACGCACCCGUUUUUGGCAUUUCUAAAUUUUUUCUUAUUUUUUGCCUUUAUUGUAUUUUAUUAAGAAAUAGUUUUCAUAAUUGUCUAUAGUUGUCAGAUGUUUUAUAAUGUAUAAUAAUGUUGCACUGUGUUGCUGAUGUCCUUACCAAUGUUGUAUUCUUGAUAUUUUUUUC